AUGGCUGUUUUCUCAGUAGUGGACUUUGUUGUUGUGCUAGGCGCUGCGAAUGUCGUCUAUUUUAUCGGCCUUUCAAUCUAUCGUCUCUACUUUCACCCUCUCGCCAAAUACCCUGGACCGCUACUAUGGAAACUGACACAAUGGCCCGAGGCAAGAUCCGCGUGGUCAGGGAGAAGGCAUGUCGACCUAGCACUUUUGCAUGAGAAAUACGGCGAUAUUGUCCGGUUCGGACCCGACAAACUCUCCUUCCGAACCGCCCGGGCCGUGAACGACAUAUACACUGAUCGAAGAGCCAACAUGAUCAAAACAGGCUGGACUCAUACUGGCGAAAUGAUCAACCCGGGUAUCACUACUCACAUCCUCUCUGAUCGUCAACUCCAUGCCGCUAAGCGGAGACUGCUGAACAACGCCUUCUCCGAUCGUGCCAUGGGCAACUUAGACAAGUACAUCCUCGAACGGAUUCGUGAGUGGUGCGCAUAUCUCGCCCAACCUGACGAUUCAGACCCCGAGAAGAAGUCGUCGUGGAGCAAGGACCGUGAUAUGGCCCACUGGUCGACGUUUUUGACCAUCGAUGUCCUGGGUGAGCUCUGCUUCGGAGCGAGUUUCAAUGCCAUGAAGACAGAAGGCUGUUAUAUCAUGGAGCUACUGAUUUCGAGCGCUCGGUUUCAGCAAGCGGUUAGUGACAUUUUCCCGCCGUCAUCCAACUCGACGAUGCUGAUAAAUGCCAAGGUCUCUUUUCUCCCUCCGCGCGAAUUGCUAUUCCCAUUUAUGAAACCUCACCACUUGUACGCCAUCGGCCGGGCCGUCGGCUCCCAGGAAUUGCUGCAAAAAGUCCGCUUCCGCCAGGACAUAGGCAAAUUAGUUGAGAAGCGGUACGCCGUGGAGAAGGCUGACGCCGAGAAAUCAGAAGGGGACAAACGCAAGGAUUUCUUCUAUUACCUUCUCCACGCCAAAGACCCCCAGACAGGGGAGACGUUCCUGCCCAAGGAUCUCGUCGGCGAGGCGGCGUUGCUUGUCGGCGCCGGCUCAGACACCUCCAGCACGGCGAUCUCAGCUCUGUUCUUCUACUUGACGCGCAACGAGAGGGCGUUGAAGAAGUUGCAGGACGAAGUCCGCGCGGCAUUCACCGACGUCGAGGAGAUCAAGUACUCGGCCCGACUGACCAACCUGCGGUACCUGCGAGCGUGUAUCGACGAAGCAAUGCGUAUGUCUCCUCCUGUUCCGGGCCUACUCGAUCGCCUCGUCCUCCAGGGUGGUGCCACAAUCGAUGGCCAUCACAUCCCCGCCGGCACCACAGUCGGGGUUCCGAUCUACGCUCUUCACCACAACGAGACCUACUUCCCGAACUCCUCCUCGUUUAUUCCCGAACGAUGGAUCCCGGGACCCGAAUCCUCAGCCACAGCGGGAUUCCUUGUCACGCCGACGUCCGUAGAAGUCGCGAAGAACGCAUUCCACGCCUUCAGCUCCGGCCCGCGAGGCUGUGUAGGCAAGAACAUGGCGUAUAUGGAACUCUACACGGCAGUCGCGCGGGUCAUGUUCCUAUUCGACACGAGGUUGAAAGAAGGCGAUCACACAGGCGAGGGAGGAGCAGUCGAAUGGGCCACCGGCGCAGGUCGCCAUAGGAAGGGCGAAUAUCAGCUGAGGGAUUGGCUGAUAUCAGAUCGUGUGGGCCCGGUCGUGCAAUUCAAGAGAAGGGAGGGGGUUGAGUUGGCGGCGCCAGCGGCAUGA
This is a messenger RNA of Cladophialophora yegresii CBS 114405, 1728 nucleotides long. RefSeq lists its product as uncharacterized. The transcript has 3 exons. Gene Ontology annotation, molecular function: monooxygenase activity; heme binding; iron ion binding. The record is from RefSeq and is a predicted model, not a curated record. The coding region runs from base 1 to 1728 and encodes 575 amino acids. NCBI's taxonomy places the organism in Eukaryota, Fungi, Ascomycota, Eurotiomycetes, Chaetothyriales, Herpotrichiellaceae.